AUGGAUGCGGAGUAUGCCUAUGCGAAGAAGAGAAUGCAUCUCGGGAAGAGAUGCAACUUCUCCGACUUCGACAAGGUAGAAGUCGAAAUUAAGUCGAAUCCGGCGUUGAUGAGUAAUUACGUUAGAAUGGAUCCUGUGACGCACGCUACGCAAUGCAGUAAAGUUUACGCGGUCCACGAGGUAAAUACGACCACUGCAACGUAUAAGGAUAACAAAAUGUUUCAUUACGAGGGCGGCUGGCCAAAGGACAUAAACAUGAAGGAUCUCGAGCAGACAGUUAGAUAUAGACGUAAGAUCGAGAAAGAUGAAUUGUAUAUUCACACGAUGCUCCAGCUGCUACCUUCAAUGGAGCAUUGCAUUUUGCAAAACAACGCUUGCAACAUUUACGAAGAGUACUUCGCCGACGUGGAGGCGGCGCCGUUGGUACAGCGAGCAUUCUCGCGCACGGUGAACGUUUACCGCGAUCCUUUAACGAUGAAACGGCAGAUCACCCAUCUGUCCUGGUCGCCGGACCAGGGUAAUCGCUUUGCGGCCAGCUAUUGCAACGUCGAUUUCAAAAAAACCUCCAGCAACAAUUACACGUCGUACAUUUGGGAAGUAGAGAACCCGAAUAAUCCUUAUAUAACGCUAAAACCCUUUUGCCCGAUCUUGACGUUGGAGUACAAUCCUAAGGACAGCAACACCUUGAUAGGCGGUCUGAUAACUGGGCAGGUCGCAUGCUGGGACAUUAGAAGAGGAUCAGAAAUGGUAGACCUUAGCUCGGUUGAGUUUAGCCACAGAGAUCCCUGUGAUAAGACCCUGUGGAUUAAUUCCAAGACCGGCACCGAGUUUUUCAGCGCCUCGAAAGACGGACAGAUAAAGUGGUGGGACACCAGAAAGCUGCAGGUUCCCACGGAAAAUUUGAUAAUAGAUUUGUCGAAGCCGGAAAAUCAGAACGUGGACAAAGCUACUGGUAUCUCGGCUCUUCAAUUCGAACCUUCGAUGGGGACGCGUUUCAUGUGCGGCUUGGAAAACGGUAUUGUAAUAUCAGGAAACCGCAAAGGUAAGACGCCCGGUGAAAAGAUUGCGACUAGAUUUAGAGCUCAGUACGGGCCGGUUAUAAGUCUGGAGAGAAAUCCAACGUUCGUAAAAAACUUCUUAACGAUCGGUGAUUGGACCUCGAGAAUCUGGUCGGAAGAUUGCAGAGAAUCCUGUAUAGCAUGGACACCCGGUCAUCGAGAUUUCUUAACGGGUGGUGCGUGGAGCGCUACGCGUUAUUCCGUGUAUUAUCUAAUCAAAGUUGAUGGGACUUUAGAUGUGUGGGAUUUUUUAAUUCAGCAGGACAGCCCGGUUCUCAGCGUGAAGGUCUGCGACGAAAGCCUGACCUGUUUACGACCGCACGAGCAGGGCCAGCUGGCUGCAGUGGCGAAUAAAAAGGGUUCGACUUAUCUGCUCGAAUUUUCGGAAGCUUUGACGAUAAAUCAAAAGAAUGAUAAAUUGCUAUUAACCGCGCUUUUCGAUCGUGAAACGCGCCGCGAGAAGGUGAUAGAAGCGAAAAACCGGGAACAACGAUUGAAAAUGAAAACCCUGAAGAUGCACGGCGAGUCGGAUUUCACCGAUGCCUCUCCGAAAACAGAUGAUCGAGAAGAUUCCAAGGAUUCUUCCGGCGGCUUGAAGAACGCACUGAUAGUGCAAUGCGAACAGGAUUACGAAAAUAUGAUUAAUGCGGAAUUAACACGGCAGGCGGAGGCAAAUACCGUUGAACUGAAUAACAACGUGAUGCAGAACGGAAUUAUAAGUUAAACUAAUUAUAUGCAUUGGCAGAGAUAGGAGCGUAGGAGGUGCUUAGGAUAAUAUAGGAUGAAGGAAGUUCUUUUUUGUAUUCUCUUCCCUAUCUUUCUUAAUGCUUGGCGUACGAAUUUAAGUCAUUCGUUUGAACAUACGUUUAGCAGAAACAUUUCCUGCCGUAUUUCUAAUUUUCUUCUGUUUCUCUGCAGUUAAACUUCAGGUGAGUGUUAAUGUGCCAAA
Molecule: messenger RNA, 2007 nt
Organism: Wasmannia auropunctata (little fire ant)
Lineage: Eukaryota; Metazoa; Arthropoda; Insecta; Hymenoptera; Formicidae
Product: dynein intermediate chain 2, axonemal-like
Exons: 11
Coding region: 1-1782 (593 amino acids)
Biological process (GO): outer dynein arm assembly; cilium movement
Cellular component (GO): outer dynein arm
Molecular function (GO): dynein heavy chain binding; dynein light chain binding
Source: RefSeq, a predicted model, not a curated record